UCGAUAGCAUGAGCUCAGGGCGGCCGCUCGUCCGGCCUGCGAGCGCCCACCCUCGGCGGGCGCUGGAGCGCAAGCUCUCCGACAGCGGGAUUCCCGUGCCACCAAGCGCAUCGAGUGACGCCGUGAAGGCCCCCACUAGCGGCAAAGCCGUCGCAGCGUCCAAGCUCAAGACAUCUCCGCCGCCCCCAGCUAUUGUGACAAGCGCGCCGUCCAAGCCACAGCGCACGCAGUCGAUGGUGUCGCAUCUGGUCUCACCGCGCACUUCGCCUCCAGAGCGGCGACCGUCGGCAAUAACUCGACCACGAUCGGCGACGAGUAGUAGCUCGAUCGAGGCGAAGCGACUGACGCCCCGAAGCAAAGCGGCGAGGACAAUCGACCAAAGCGUGGAGGCGCGCAGCAAGGCGACACCAGCACCACCAUCCUCCUCGGCCAACGAUGUCUCCGGAUAUGCCGGCAUCAAGCCCGAGACCGUCGCCGAUUGGAAGAGCCAAGUGGAAGCGCUCGAGCGAACGAAGCAGUCGCUCGAAGCGAGCGCGGCAACCAAAGACGACGUCGUGCGCCAUUUGCAGCAGCAAAUCGCGCAUCUCCAGUCGGUCUUGACCGACACGCAGAAGAUUUGCGCCAAGUUUCAAGGCGACUGCAACACGCUCGCCGACAAGGCGCUCGUCUGGAAGAAAAAGUACGAAGAUCUUGUAGUCGAGCACGAGGCGCUGCAAGAUGCCGGCCGCCUCACCGUGGUCUCCAACUCAUGGGACGUGGGCGACGACGACGACGAUGCGAGCGCGACGAUCGUCGAGCGAUUCCGGAGUGACGACGGCGAGCUGGCGUCGGCCGAGCACUGCAUGCCGGGGCAUCUCCAAUUCGAGGACGACGACAACGACAAUGACCUUGGGUGUGACGCGCCUCCUGCGCACGAACUUCAGAUUCAAGCGUUGAAAGCCGAAGUGGCGAGUCUGCGUGCGGUGUUGCCUGAGGCCAAGGUGCGCGAACUCGAGAACGAGCUCCGGCGCUUCAAGCAGCACAUUGUGCAUUUGUCCAACGACCACGACGAGCAAGUAGCCGAGCUCCAACUGCAGCUCGCCCAACGCGAUUGUACGCCUGAAACAACGGUGACCGACGACAUAAAGGAUGGUAGCAGUGCACAACGCAAGUACGAACACGUGCGCAAGCAGCUAAACAUCGCACGCAACGUGAUUCGCGAACUUCAAGGUCGCGCAGAGAUCCAAGCCAAGUGCCUGCAGGAUCAAACCGCCGAGCUCCGAGACGCACGCGUCGCGGCGCAGGAGGUUGCGGCCAAGACUGCGCUGAUCGUCUCGCUGCAAGGCCGCUGCGACAGCUUGCUUGCCGAACUGGCCCGUGCCCAGAAGACAACGACAGCGUCCAGCCCAACAUCGCCGCUUGUCGACGUCGAAGUCUGGCAGCAGCAAUACCGAGGUGUCGCGGCCAGCUUGAAGAAGCAACAGGAAAAGUACAAGCGCGACACCACCGCGUUGCAACAACAGCUUCAAGCCCUGCAGCACGAACUCGGCGCACGCGAACCUCGCAACGACCACGCGGCAUUGACAAAGGAGCUCGAUGAUGCGCGGCGCGCCUAUGGGCGCGUGCAAGAGAGCCUUGCACGCCAUCGCUUCGUACGCGCGAACCUCCGACGCCGCAACAGCCAUCUGGAACGAAGCGUGCUGGCGCAGCGCACGGUGCACGAGUCGCUGGCCUCCGCCCGCAAAGCGCUUGCGACCAAGGAGACGGAGCUGCGCCACAUGGAGCGCAAGGCCGCCACGAUCGAGCGCGUCUUGAACGACGUACGAGCGAACGAUAAGGCGGCUACGGGUCAGCAACAGCCGCUCAAGGUGGAGGCAUUGGCGUGGCAGCGCGAGGCCGAGCGGGCGGCGCAGGAGGUCUCGGAGCUCCAGUCGUCCUGUGCUGCGACCAUAGCCUUGCAUGCAGCCGCCAUUAUGGCCUACACCAAGACCGUCUAG
Messenger RNA from Saprolegnia parasitica CBS 223.65, 1976 nucleotides. RefSeq lists its product as hypothetical. The transcript has 2 exons. The record is from RefSeq and is a predicted model, not a curated record. Lineage: Eukaryota; Oomycota; Saprolegniomycetes; Saprolegniales; Saprolegniaceae. The coding region runs from base 9 to 1976 and encodes 655 amino acids.